CAAGAGUCUUCGUGGUACGCGUUACUUGAUGGCAAUAUCGCCAUCCAGGCCCAAAAUGAAAACAAUGACACAGACUACACUCUCUCCGUCCUUUCACUCGAUUUCUAUUACCCCCAUCAAACACAUUCCAAGCCCCUUCCCUGCAGCUUUUUCCAUUCUUGUGGAGCAGCCUUGAUUUGCAUCGUUGAUCCUCAUCAUACACUCUGCACUGUCAUAAGCCGGCAUGACCAUGGAACCAUCUGCCCUUUUGAGGUGCAUACACAUCAACCGUCGCCCGAAUGAUGAUCUAGCCCCUCAAACCCAUGAGAAGGAGAUCGAACUCACACACAGUCCUCACUUACUACUCCCUCCAGAAGAUAUGAACUCACAGAGAAAGUUUUCCUACGCUUCGGUCAAAGAAGAGCAAGGAGAAGGUGUCCCCCAGUCAUUCGAGUCCUCCCUAUCGAGCCGAGACCUUGAAGAGGUCGAAUGGAUAGCGUGGCCAUGCAGUCACUGGUGCAGGACGAAGGGACUCUGUUCUUACCAUUUCGGUGGUUCGCAUGAUGAGUACAUCCGUACGAGACUCGAAGGCUACGCUCGCAGCAAUCCGAGGAAGCUGGAGAAGAUCCUGGACGAACUGGACAAGAGACGGGCAGCACAGAAGUUGUUUAACCUUCCCGAUGCCAAAGAGAUCACUCAGUUCCAUCCUCGCCCGGCCAGUUUUAGUCUCGAGGUUUGGAGGGAAAAGGUCAGAGAUGCAGUAGGCACACACGACUUCACCCUCGACAACCUCGACGAAACGGCCAUUAUCGACGACGACGAUACUCUGUCGCAAACUUCGUGUUCCAGACCUGCGUCAUACCUCGAGUCCAUGCCGAUUGAGAUCCUGGAGAUGAUUUUGUCCCGAGUCACAGUCGACCACACAGCCGAUCCCUAUGCACGACCACAUGUCGAUCUUGCAUCCUGCUCACUGGUCUGCAAGAAGCUUUAUGCUGCCGCAGUGAGAGUGAUGUACAGACACGUUUCCAUCCCUCAGUCUCGAGCCUUCUCCAAACUCAUGCGCAGUCUCAACAACGACAAAUCCCUCGGCGAACUGGUCCACUGGCUUGACUUUUCCCAUUAUUCAAACAUGGGUUUCGGCAAGGCUCGCUCAGCACGCAAUCAGACGCCCUUCCUCAAACCCGAAACACUCCUAGCUUGUCUAGACAUGAUCCCCAACCUUCAAGCAUUCCUUGUACACGAGCAUGUCGAUGACGAACUCGACGUGGAUAUCUUCCGCAAGCUCUUCAGCAUGCCGCUUCUGCAGGCUCUCGAUCUAUGCGCUUGCUCCUCCCGGCCUUUCGCUGAUGCCUUCACCAAUAUUGUGACACAGGCAACACUCCCCUCAGCCCUUCCCAGUCUUCAACGAGUGUCCUUGCACGAAUGCACUACACUGCAAGAAGAAGUUUUUGAAGCGCUUCUUCCACGCCUUACGAACCUCACACACCUUGACGUGGCGCACACACUAAUCAACGACACCGCACUCCUCUCGAUUCCCCCAACAGCCAAGAUUACCCAUCUCAAUAUCGAGCGCUGCACCCACCUCACGGGCUCUGCCGUUGUAGAUUUCCUUACUACGCAUCCAGCGGUCAAAGACAGCAUUGUCUACCUCAACCUCGCAGCGGAUGCCUCACGCCACAGGCUUCUAACAUCGAGCGACCUGACACUCCUCCUUUCUGCUUUGCCGUCGACAUUACGCUCACUCAACAUCAAUGGCGCGAGAAUUAAUCCAAGCCAUAUCUCAGCGCUAAGGAUGCUAGCAGGUCACGUCGAAGAGCUGGGUCUUCGUGGAGCACAGCUAAGUCUAGCUAGCGAUAUUAAGCCUCUCCUCAAACAGCCCCAUGCAAUCCGGUACUUGGACCUAGCCGACAUCAAGUCUGUCACACAGAUGAGUCUAAGCUACAGUCCCAGCAGUCUUACCGACACCGAUACGCUACCCUUGGAAGUGAUCGAGCUAGGCCAAGAUGUGCUCGGCGAAAUCAAGCGUAGAAACGCACAUGUGAAGAAGCCUGACUGGGUUGUCAAAGAGCUCGGGCGACGUGGUUGGUUCGUCAGGCAGCCGGUAGCUGUCAAUGACAACACAAGCGAACAAGAAAAGGCACAGGGCCAGGUCGAAGUCGACGAUGGGUCCCGAUCAUGGAAGAUGGGAGCGCGAUGGUGGGGAAUGCGCAAGAUUCCUGUCGUUGAGCAGGAUGUCGGUGGUAUGUACGGGUAUUUCAUGUUUAAGAGAUCGUGAACAGCCAGGGUUUCAUGCACACCAAUACAGUCGAAGCAUUACCUGUGCCUUCCAGUACGGUGGAAUAGUCACGGUCAACAUUACACGAAUUUUGAUUCUACGACAUUGCGAGUUUUGGGUUCACGGUUACCAGAAAAAGUUUGGGAGCAUUCGAAUUGAUAUUUCAGCAUCAGCGUUGCAUGCAAGAGCCGUGAAACGGGAACAAAUUUUGUUGGUUGCUAUUCUUUCUCUCUUCGGCAAAGCAUGGCAUAGCAUGAUGAGCGAUAUUUGUGUUUGGGUUCUACAACGAAAUGGGUUGCUUUUGGAAACAUUUCUUGGCUGCAUGGACACAGACACGAUCUAUAUGAAAUGGAAAGACAAGGGGUCACAUGCAUGGGGAAACGAAAUAAUGAAAAUCGAAACGGACAUUAUGAGUAUGAUCAUUAGGAUGGAGUCUGUGUAGAUGCAUAAACACGGCAGAUCAUGUGUCGUGUGGUUUGUUAUAGCGGAUUAUUUUUUCUCGUAAUAUGUAAUCUUCUCGACUCUUGAAUCAAGCCCAAAAUCUACGAG
This is a messenger RNA of Exophiala oligosperma, 2803 nucleotides long. RefSeq lists its product as uncharacterized. Gene Ontology annotation, molecular function: protein binding. NCBI's taxonomy places the organism in Eukaryota, Fungi, Ascomycota, Eurotiomycetes, Chaetothyriales, Herpotrichiellaceae. The transcript has 2 exons. Bases 224 to 2254 code for a protein of 676 amino acids. The record is from RefSeq and is a predicted model, not a curated record.